Camelus dromedarius (Arabian camel) is the source of this 1082-nucleotide messenger RNA. RefSeq names its product steroid receptor associated and regulated protein (gene SRARP). Gene Ontology annotation, cellular component: cytoplasm; nucleus. The record is from RefSeq and is a predicted model, not a curated record. NCBI's taxonomy places the organism in Eukaryota, Metazoa, Chordata, Mammalia, Artiodactyla, Camelidae. Gene Ontology annotation, molecular function: nuclear estrogen receptor binding. The coding region runs from base 166 to 675 and encodes 169 amino acids. The transcript is spliced from 2 exons. Gene Ontology annotation, biological process: positive regulation of intracellular estrogen receptor signaling pathway.
AAACAAUCCCUCAACUGCCCCAGGCCAGUUCCUGUGGCUCCUGGUGGAAUUCACUCAGCAGAUCCGGAUCCAGUAAACAUAAAAGGUCUGGUCCUUGGGUGGGGAGCUGCAUCCUGGAAGAGGCUGCCGAAAACUGCUCCUUCUGCUAGUGCUAAGCGAGGCGCUAUGGCAACAGUAACAGCCCCCUCAGAAGACCCCCAGGACCAGAGAGUCAGCUCCAAAGUCAAGGGCCUUGAGACAGACCUGGAGACCAGCUCAGAUGGAAAGCCAGCUCGCCAUCAGAAGACCAUCCCCAAAGCUCACCUAACUUUCGUUAUCGACUGUGCUCAUGGGAAACAGCUGUCCCUGGCAGCGCCCCCAGCACCACUCCGAGCUCUGAGUCCCAACCUAGGAUCUGUCAUCCCUCCAAUGAAGACCUACAUCUUGUUCUGUGGGGGAAACCAGCCUCAUCUGACUCAGGAGGCACCCACAAGUGAUGGGGGCCUUGCCCAGGCCACGGGCACCCUGCCACCCUGCAGAGAAACUGUAGCCCCAGCUGCCUCCCCAGCCAGCCCACCCUCCCUCCCGGAGGUUCCUGAAGCCAAGGGGAGCCCUGUGAAGAGGUCUUCAGCUUGGGGAAGAGUCAUAGGCUCACUUAAAGCCCUCUCUUCCUGUGUCUGCGCGCAGACUGAUUAACCGGAAGGGGCUGGCUGUGAGAGGAAGGGGCUGGCACCCCAGGCUCCGGGGCACAGUGGAUGCAAUUUCCAGGGUCCACUCCCUCUUCCCCAGCCAAGCAGAAGUCUUUUGUGCUUGAGCCAAGGAAGGGACAUCAGAUCCCUAAAGGCCAUCUGAAACGGGACGCACUCAAGAGUAUCCUAUGUACUCCUUCCUUUCUGUCUUUGUUAGCCUUUCAUUGGAAGCAGGGUAAGGCACCGCCACAUGGAAAGAGACUAACUCAUUCCCACAGCAAAUUCUAAUGCAGCAUGUUCCACGUGCCGGGCCCUUCAAAGCCUAGAGAAGAUAUAGCUUUCUUGGAGCUAGUAUUCUUGGAGGUGGGGGAGAAAGGUUAAACAACUGAAUAAAGAUGGUUUUGAACAGUGUAA